Molecule: messenger RNA, 632 nt
Organism: Otolemur garnettii (small-eared galago)
Lineage: Eukaryota; Metazoa; Chordata; Mammalia; Primates; Galagidae
Gene: NPFF
Product: neuropeptide FF-amide peptide precursor
Exons: 3
Coding region: 90-545 (151 amino acids)
Biological process (GO): excitatory postsynaptic potential
Cellular component (GO): perikaryon; axon terminus; dendrite
Molecular function (GO): G protein-coupled receptor binding; neuropeptide hormone activity
Source: RefSeq, a predicted model, not a curated record
UCUAUAACCUCAGGCGUGGGGCUAGGGGCUGGAGACUGAGAGCAGGAAGUCCCAAGGCGGUCAUAGGAGGGGAUCCCAGGAGGCUCCUAAUGGAGCCAUGCAUUUCCAUUGCCUGUGCUAGAUUCCCCCAGGCUGCUGUUGGGGGUGGAGGACUGGGGACAGCAGGUAUAAGAGGCUGGUGUGGCUGUAGGAAAGCGGAUGGCAGCAUGGAUUCCAGGCAGGCUGCUGUGUUGCUGGUGCUGCUGUUAAUGCACUGGAGCCACGCUGAAGGUCCAGGGGUCCAAGAUGGAGACCAUGUCUUCGUGGAGGAAGACAAUGGACCUCUCCUACCACAAGAUGCCCAGACCCCCAGGUCACUCCUGCACUCCCUGCUCCUGGCCAUGGAGAGACCUGGCCGGAGCCCAGCCUUCCUGUUUCAGCCACAGAGGUUUGGCAGAAAUACCCGGAGGACCUGGAACAAUGAACGGCUGAGUCCCCGGGCUGGAGAGGGGCUGAGUUCCCAGUUCUGGAGCUUGGCUGCCCCUCAACGCUUUGGGAAGAAGUGACAUGUCACCGCUUGACAUGUUUGCAUGCAAAGCCCAUACCCAGAAGUGCCACAUGUGCCCCCCAAAUAAAGCUGUCUGGCUUCUGAA